Messenger RNA from Xiphias gladius (swordfish), 3183 nucleotides. RefSeq names its product adaptor related protein complex 5 subunit beta 1 (gene ap5b1). Gene Ontology annotation, biological process: endosomal transport. The coding region runs from base 153 to 3026 and encodes 957 amino acids. The transcript has 3 exons. Gene Ontology annotation, cellular component: AP-type membrane coat adaptor complex; lysosomal membrane. NCBI's taxonomy places the organism in Eukaryota, Metazoa, Chordata, Actinopteri, Istiophoriformes, Xiphiidae. The record is from RefSeq and is a predicted model, not a curated record.
CACUUGCGUGGAUGCUGGAUGCCUGUCACAAGAGCUUUGUGUUUCAUUUUUAAUUAAAAAAAAAAAAAAAAAAAAAAUUACUGCGCGCAAUGACGUUGGGGCGAGCUAAUGAGCUGACAGUCUGCCUUCUUCCGGGGUCCGGGAUCUGAGCGAUGAUGGCAGCGAACUGGGCCGACAGGGUCUCCGCUUUCUCCAUCGGUCCGUCUCGCUUCCUCUCCGCGACAACCGCGGAUGCCUUCCUGGCAGAGCUGCUCCGUGAGCUCCGAGAUGACAGAGCCAGUUACAAUAUCAAGGUCCUCCUGUUGUCCCCACUAUGUGAGUACCCGACUCUGCUGUGUCCCUCAGACUCUGUGGGUGAGGAGACAGCCCUGGAGCUCAUGUCGGUGUUCGCCCAGUGUCCUCCUAAAUCCGUACAGUUUCGUUGUCACCUCCUCCUGGCCCUCACCUCCGUGCUCGUUUGCACUUCCUGCGUGAGCAGCCGUUCCCGCGCGUCUCAAGAUUUCCUAGACCUGCUCCUUCAGAUAUCCCAGGACACCAGUGACCUCCACGGUGACGGUGCUCUUCAGUCUCUCCGGGCCACAGCUUGUGACUGUUUACAGGAGCUGGAGGCCUGCUCUCCUGGUCUUCUCGCACAGCACGUCGAGCUCUUGGGUGGGCUCAGGCAGCGGGAAACCUUCAGGUUGCACCAGGCCUAUGCAGGACUUCAUACUCUGGUGUUGAGAAAUGCUGUUUAUCAGCUAACUCAGGAGACGGGAGUUGGUGCUGAGCAACUUAAAGCUCUUCUGGGAGGGAAUACAUCAGUUGCAUGGGAAACAGACCGGGACUCAGACCUGAUGAAAAACAAAGACUCGGCCGUGCUCGCUUCUCUCAUCCUGGGGCCCAUGGGUACAGUGCCAACCCUCCAGACUGGGCCUGAUUGUAAGGAGUUGCGUUCGAUCCUUUCCUCCCUCUUGGAGGAAUCCUACCUACUCACACCUUUGUGUCAGGCUGCACUGCUACAUAGGCUGACAGAGGUGGUUGCCAUGGUGCCAGGUGUCCCUCCGGCCAUAUUCAGAGCUCAGCUGCUGCGACUUCUGGGCACGAGCAAGGUUUGCCUCCUCCACGCCACUCUGCUGAUGAAGAGUGCGUUCACAGACAGCCUGUUCAGCGCCGACGAUGAAGCUUUCAUCCUCAAACGCCUGGUGGUGCUCUCCCAGCACCCACUGCUGAGUACGCCCGAGAAGCUUUUCUACAUGGACUGUAUCCUGCACUUUCCCGAGAACCGUCCAAUCAGCUCUGGUGAUUGUGACGAGACGCUCCCCGUGCUGCUGACUCCCCGUCUGGCCUCGGCUCUGGUGCCCACUGUGUUCAACGACAGUGCCACCAUGCUGGCCCGACUCAACCUGCUGUCUCUGGUCUACCUGGAGGAGGGAGAGGAAGCGGAGGGGGAAGAGGGCAGAGGGCUGGCCUACCUCUACGAGCACCUGACCUCGCUGCUGCACAUUGUGGAGAACGGGGGCAGCAGAGAGAUUGUGGUCACCUUCUUCAGGGCUGCCUUCCUUUUCCUGUCGUACUUCUACCACAUGGAACGUUACACUAACAGCCUGACUGAGAAGCUGUGUGACCUCUACCUCCACCACACCCAGUUAGCCCCGCACCUCAUCUGCCUGGCGGACCAGACUCAGGACAGGCUAUCUGAGUCUAACUGGGCUGAGGGGCUCCUGAAAGCCCUGCAGAGAGUCAUUACUGAGGCCCCGCUCGCCAAGCUCACCAUGCAAGACCUCCGCUGGCACCUCAAGAUACUGGCUCGAGUGGCGGAGGAAGGAAAAAUCCCGCAGCCCAGCACCCUCAGCUUUCUUUCCAGUGUCAUCACUCUCUCGUCCUCCUCGCUGUGCGUGAGCGGCGACUGGCGCCUGGGAAACAGCGUGCUGGGCGUUUGCCGCCGCCUGCUCGUCCACCCCCACCUAGACUCACUGCUUAUCCCUCUGGCUGACAUCCUGCAGCAUAUCGCCUGCCGCUACGGAGACACAGAUAUCCAGGACCACGCUCGUCUUUACUACACCCUCCUCACAACGCUGUCCCGGGAGAAGCUGGCCGGGGUGUUGGCGCAGGGAACGGCCGAGGGGGGGCGGCAGGUCAAGCAGCGAUCGCUGUCGUGUAUCAUGUCCGAGAGCGAGGGGCUGACAGCUGUGCUAACCAUUCACCAGAUGGAGAAAGCGAUAUUCAAUUUGGCUGUGGUGAAUUCUGAGCCACACGAAGAACGACAGACAGAUAAAGAAAGCGACCGAAACCAAAAUGAGACGGACUGGGUCCCAGAUGAGGUGACCACAGCGCUGGAAGCCUACAGAGGACAAUUCAACGACCCUCACUUCGCCUCGGAAAUCACCUUGAGCUAUCAGUUGGCUUACACCGAGGCUCAGGACUCCCGCUUCGAUCAGCUCUUCAGCAUCCGCCUGCACUUCAGCCUCACAGAUGACCACUAUGAAGAACUAAGCGACAUCAGUGUCCCUUGUCUCUUCAGGGAGAGGCCGUCGCCAGUGGUGAAGCUGAGACUGAAGCCUAGGCGGCCGUACCCCACCUCCCUCCGGGCCAGCGCCAUCUUUACCACCCAGGAUGGGCUCUCUUGGCACACCGUCCUGCCUGACAUCCACGUGGCUUUCCAGCAGGCCUUCAUGCCUCUGCCUGCUCCCCUUGCCUGGGGACAAGGUGGCCGACUAAACCUGUUUGAAGGAUUAUGGGAUGAAUUCUGCUCCGAGACUGGGGACUGUUCUACCAGCCUGUUCUGCUGCCAGUUGAAGGAGGCUGCCCUGACCUACUUGGUGGAGAAACACUUCCUCCCCUACCUUAUUUCAGACUCAUCCCAUAAAGAAGAGUUGAAAGUGCUUUUCUUCCUCCCUCCACAGUCUCACGUGCUGCUGAAGAUCAGGUCAGAGGAAGACGCUGUGCAUUUCGACAUUGCCACGGAUAACUGGCAGCUUUUGCCUCACAUAAGUUCUUAUUUACGGACAAUCGCAUCUACACCAGAAGACACUCACAGUCGACUGUGAUGCAUCUUACUGGCUUGUUUUUAAAUAAAAAAUAAAUAAAUAAACACAAUAGCUGGCUUUUAACAAAAUCAUUUAAUUUGUCAGAACUUUAACUUCAAUUGUACUUAAAAUUAAAUAACCGAAAACAGAUGAUUUAAAAUAAAGUUAUUGCACUUUC